Molecule: messenger RNA, 1595 nt
Organism: Rhopilema esculentum
Lineage: Eukaryota; Metazoa; Cnidaria; Scyphozoa; Rhizostomeae; Rhizostomatidae
Product: protein KTI12 homolog
Source: RefSeq, a predicted model, not a curated record
GCAUUUCGAAAAUUGCAUACCAACCAAGGACAGUGAUCAAGAACAGCCAGGACAUCUACGACAUUUGACGAGAAAUAGGAAAGUUAUUGCCAGUAAAAUGCCGUUAGUAGUAAUCUGUGGCCUCCCUUCUUCUGGGAAGACGACCAGAGCUCAACAACUCAAAAAAUAUUUCGAAGAUAAAGGGCGAACCGUUGUUAUAAUCGACGAUGAAAUAGUCGGUGCGGAAAAAAAUGAUGUAUAUGCCAGUUCGAUAAAGGAGAAAUCAAUCAGAGCUUCGCUGAAGGCAGCAGUUGAAAGGUGCAUUUCAAGAGAUGACAUCACAAUUCUAGACUCACUGAACUAUAUCAAGGGCUAUAGAUAUGAACUUCAUUGUGUAGUCAAGUCUCAAAAAACACUGCACUGCUUAUUACAAACUAUUGUUCACGAAGAGCAAUGUGUGGAAUGGAAUAACAAAAGAGGAGACACAAAUAAGUACACAGAUGAAAUAUGCAGAGAGCUGAUCAUGAGGUUUGAGCCUCCAGAUUCAAGAAAUAGAUGGGAUUCGCCUUUAUUUUCUGUUAAACCAGAAAAUGAUAUACCUUUUGAUGAAAUAGAAACUGCUCUCUUCGCUAGAAAGGCACCACCUCCAAACCAGUCCACCAUGAAUACCCCCCUUAGUGCUGUGAAUUUUCUUUACGAACUGGAUCGCAUUACACAAGAAGUUGUGAUGAGCUUGUUAGAUGCACAGAAGACAGCAUGUGUUGGGGAUACAAUAAAAAUCCCAAAUGCCAAAGAUGGAAUUGUGCUGUUGAAGACUUUUAAUAUGGCAGAACUCAGAAGACUGAAAAAGCAAUUUCUGACUUAUACUAAAAUGCAUCCAGUUGAAGAUACAACAAAAAUAGGAAAUAUGUUUGUACAAUACAUUAACAGCAGUAGAUGAAAUAUUUUUGUUUUAUGAAUGUAUGCAUAUGUCUUUGUUCAUCAUUAUGCCUUUUUAGAUCUUGAAACAAUCUGUUUUAAAGUUUAAUAAAUUCUAAUAGACAGGGCCCACGCCACGAAUUUGAAAGUGGGGGCCAAGGCUAAUGAAAGUGGGGGACCAAAGGUACUUUCACCUUUGAUUGUAGCUUUGAAAUUACCUGUUUCACAAAAAAGUGGGGGCCAUGGCCACCCUAGCCCCCCUGGUGGCGUGUGCCCUGAUAGAUCACUGCAACAGGGAUUAGACUUCCUCCAAAUCCCUUAUCUCGUUGAGUAGUAAACCAAAUGGUUUCGAGAGUGAACAAAGAAAGCGAGUGACUCGUGUUGAGAGUAAUCACUGACUAAAUUACUAAACGCAAGACUAAGUGUUCUAAACAAACGAAAGCGGGGUAUAGGGUUAGUAUAAUAAUGAUGUAUGUUAAUUAAUGACAUAUAUUCCUACUACAUCACAGGGGAAGGGGUCGGGUUGAAAUAGUCUUGUUGAUUCUUUGUCUUAUAUGAUACAUACAAGUGACAAUCUUUAUUAUGCAAUUGUCACGUGCGUAGCAACUAGGAGUAGGAGGGUCAAUACAACGAAAGAAAAAUGUAAAAAUAGUUCACUCUUCAUCAUUAACAAGGGACUCAGCACCCCCCCCCCUCAG